GCGGGGCGCGGGGCGCCGGCUCCCCAUGGCCAGAGGCAGCGCCGCAGUCCCGCCGGCCGCUCCCCAGGGGCAGGGCCAGGAGCGCCGAGCCGCCGCCGGGAGGAGCAGCGCCCAGAGCGCACGCCCGCCCGCCCGGAGGGGGCGCCAUGGCCAGCUUCCCCGAGCCCGCGGCCCCCGAGCAGCCCGAGCCCCCGGCGGCGCCCAGCCCGGGCCGGGGCGCGGGGCCCGCGGGGGCAGAGCCGGCCGAGGCCGCGCAGAAGCCGCCCUACUCGUACGUGGCGCUGAUCGCCAUGGCCAUCCGUGAGAGCGCCGAGAAGCGGCUGACGCUGGCCGGCAUCUACCAGUACAUCAUCGCCAAGUUCCCCUUCUACGAGAAGAACAAGAAGGGCUGGCAGAACAGCAUCCGCCACAACCUCAGCCUCAACGAGUGCUUCAUCAAGGUGCCCCGCGACGGCGGCGGCGAGCGCAAGGGCAACUACUGGACGCUCGACCCGGCCUGCGAUGACAUGUUCGAGAAAGGCAACUACCGCCGGCGCCGCCGCAUGAAGCGGCCUUUCCGCCCGCCGCCCGCGCACUUCCAGCCGGGCAAGGGCCUGUUCGCGCCCGCCGCGCCCCCCGCGCCCUGCGCCGGCCCCGACGGCUACGGCUACCUGGCGCCGCCCAAGUACCUGCAGCCCGGCUUCCUGGGAGGGUCCUGGCCGCUGCCGCAGCCCGCCGCGCCGCUGCCCUACGCCUCCUGCCAGGCCGCCGCCGCCGCCGCGCCCGCCAGCCCCGGGGCCGCCGUCAAGGGGCUGGGCGCGCCCGCCGCCUCGUACGCGCCCUACCCGCGUGUGCAGGGCCUGCUGCCGCCCGCCGUGGUGAGCUCCUACAAUGGCCUGGGCGCCCCCGCCGCGCCCCCGCCGCCCGCGCACGCGCACCACCUGCACGCCGCCGCGCCCCCCGCGGGUCCGCAGCUCCCCGGGGCCGCCCCGCCACCGCCGCCGCCCGCGCAGCUCAGCCCCGCCAGCCCCACGGCCGCCGCACCGCCCGCGCCCGCGCCCCCCGGCCUGCAGUUCGCCUGCGCCCGACAGCCCGAGCUCGCCAUGAUGCACUGCGCCUACUGGGAGCACGACGCCAAGGCGGGCGCGCUGCACUCGCGCCUCGACCUCUGAGCGCCGCUCUGGGUUCCGCCAGGGCUGCGGGGACCCUCCCGGCUCAGCUCCCGGCUCAGCUCCCUCCUCCUCUCCAGUGCACCCGCCUGAGGGUCGGGGCCGUCGAGGCAGGACACCCAGGAGACGGGAGUCCGCACCCCUUGGCUCCUUGCUCCCCAGGGCGGCGCGCACAGGCCCCGCGGGGCCCCAGACACACGCCACACGCGCCUCCUCGGAGCCGCGCAGCCCGGGCGCGAGGGACCGGGAACCGGGAACCGGCUGCGCUGCCUGCGUCCCCGACACACCGCGCGGCCCGACUCGAAGCGCCCCUGCGCCCCGCAGGCUCGGGUAUCUUCAGGCUCGGGCUCACGUUUUGCUCGAACGAUCGGUGAGGCUCUGUGCUAGAUCUUUUUUUUUUAAAUAUAUAUAUGUAUAUUUUUAAGGGAGUAAGAAAAAAAAAUCUCACCGGGACAACCGGCGGAGGAUCGUGGCCUUGAAGUUUGCGAAAGCCAAAUAUGACUUUUUUCCCCCUCCUCUCUCUCUGCGAGGAGAUUUGAAGUAGAAUUGCUGCUGGGCCUUCAAAAAAAAUUGUUUAGAGAAGGAGGGAAAUGUAUGCAGCUUAAAAAGAGGGUUUUCUCUACGAAUGAGGGAGUUUUCCCUCCCUCUCCCUAGUUAAAAAAAAAAAAAAAAAAACUAAAUUUCUCUAGAAGCUACGCUACAAACCACCAGGGCAAGAGGGAAAUCUCUGGCGAAUGGCUGAGUUUUGUUUUCCGAAAGUCUCGCUUCUCCCACCUAGAGAAGGAAGAAUGUGGAUCCUGGCAGCGGUAGGACCCGACCAGCUUGUGGCUCAAAAUCCUGGCGGUUCUGUGUUCUGUCGUUUGGGGGACCAAUGUUUUUAGAGAGAACUAGAGCACUUUUGUUGUUUGGUGGGGUUGUUUUUAGUUUUAUUUUUUGUUUGUUUGUUUUGUUUUUCUCUCUUGUUGAUUCCCUGAAUAAAUUUUUUUGUUCUUUCUUUUAA
Erinaceus europaeus (western European hedgehog) is the source of this 2148-nucleotide messenger RNA. RefSeq names its product forkhead box L2 (gene FOXL2). NCBI's taxonomy places the organism in Eukaryota, Metazoa, Chordata, Mammalia, Eulipotyphla, Erinaceidae. The record is from RefSeq and is a predicted model, not a curated record. The transcript has a single exon. The coding region runs from base 147 to 1151 and encodes 334 amino acids. Gene Ontology annotation, biological process: regulation of transcription by RNA polymerase II; cell differentiation; anatomical structure morphogenesis. Gene Ontology annotation, molecular function: RNA polymerase II cis-regulatory region sequence-specific DNA binding; DNA-binding transcription factor activity, RNA polymerase II-specific.